Messenger RNA from Homarus americanus (American lobster), 11745 nucleotides. RefSeq lists its product as uncharacterized. The coding region runs from base 1 to 11301 and encodes 3766 amino acids. Gene Ontology annotation, cellular component: membrane. The record is from RefSeq and is a predicted model, not a curated record. The transcript has 29 exons. Gene Ontology annotation, molecular function: protein binding; calcium channel activity. Lineage: Eukaryota; Metazoa; Arthropoda; Malacostraca; Decapoda; Nephropidae. Gene Ontology annotation, biological process: detection of mechanical stimulus.
AUGGGGCCCAUCACCAGGCCUCACAGGGGCUCCCACCAGUACACUUGGCUGCUCCAACACCCACCAGCUGCAGGCAGAGAUACCGUCUACCUGCCACUGCCUUCAACUCUGGACUUGAGCCAACCAUCUUUAAGUAACGAGUUUGACGGCACCCGGGAUAUACUAGUGGAACCGGAACUCCUACGAAGAUGUUCUACUGGAACUGGCCCCGAGUACCGUUGGAGGAUUUGGAAUGAGGAUGGAAAGGAGGUGCUUAUUAGCUCUAGUCAACCCAUCCUUAACUCUCCCACUUUACUCCUUCAUCCUAUCUAUGACCUAUCCUUCUGGAAGAUACAUGAGGGUGGUCAGGAUGCUAAUAUAUCCUCAGAAUUUCUUCCUGAAAGUGUCCUUCAGGAUGGGGUGUACACAGCACAGCUCACUAUUAAGGAACGGGAUACUAUUGUCGAGGCCUCCUUCAACACCACCUUCGGUCUUGUGGCUAUCCGUCUCAAGGUGGUGUUCAUAGACGGGACGGAGAGGGAGGUAGACGGCCAGACGAACAUCACACUCAGGGUUGAAGUAACAACUCCUACACCCAACUACACCCUCAAGUGGGAUUGUCAACCCGUGGGACACCCUGACCAUUCCUGCUUCUCUCACCCUGACCCCUGGGACUCCUUCACCGCCUCCACCCGCGUCGUUGAUGGGUUCUUCUCGCAUCUCUACCACAUGUGGGAUAAUCUGCAUAAUAGGACCUCUCACUAUCCUACUACUACCACAGGAGCACCUUCAGGAGUUAACACCACUAGCUAUCACCUAAAGGAGGAUGUGGAUGGAUCUUCUACCCCUUCAGGACAUACCAUACCCUCCUUCAGUACCUCACAGAAGGGACCAGCCUACUCGAUAUGGUCUCAUCCUCAUAUAACCCCAUCAGGAGUCACCCCACCCUCCUUCAGUAGCUCGCAGGAGGGGGUGAGGCUAAGCCAACUCGACAAGAAGUUCGUGGAGACCAUCAGCAUCCCCGUCUCGUCUCUGAGGGCGCCGACGGAGAGGUUCCUGUUCAAGGUCUCCUGCCAUCACCACCGCAUGACGUCAACUGACCAACAGAUGGUUGCUGUAAAGACACCCAGAGAUGAUAUCGGGAUCAGGAGUCACAUAAGGUCUGCGUUCCCCUACGGCGCCGCCCGCAGGAUGGUGUUUGAGAGUGAGUGUAUGUCGUGCACGCCGGAGGAGCUGAAGGUGCUGCAGUACUCGUGGCGCCUCUCCCUGGUGUACAAGGUCGGGUCCUUGGGGGAGACCACUAGGUCCCUCACCACCGCCAACACUGACGAGACCGAACUAACGCUGACGAGGGCACUUCGUCGACACCAGACCGAGAAAGGGUUCCUGCUUCGCCCUCGUGACUACCUGAGGGUGUACAACAAGACCAUCCUGAGGACGACGCUGCCGCAGGUGGAUGAACACGGGGAUAGUGGUGGUAGUUCCUCUCUGUCGUACACGGAGUACCUCGGCGCUAUAGACCCCGAGGAGCUUGUCGGCCUUCAACACUUCAGUCCACGGGAUCUUCAGAAGCUGCCGAGACCCCUCACGCCAGACCUUGUUGACCGGGCCAGGGAGGUGGAGCGUCGCUGGAGAGGUAAGUCCCCCUACACGGGUGACGGCUUGAGGGGAACACAACCUGAAGGCCGACAAAAACGUGGUGUCCGGCAAGACGUCUGGACGCCACCAUCCUCACCCGAGAAAAAGGUGAGCCGGUCGCCGCCAUUACCCGGCGUGAAGUUGACGGGCAGCGGGUCCCGUCAGGUCCAGGAAGGGGGUGGUGGUGGCGGGGGGCAGCAGAAGAACCAUGCGGGAGGUCGUGCAUCACCGCGGACACGCCAACGCCGCGACGCUCAGAACCGCCAGAUGAAGGAGGAGGACCGUCCGUCUUCCGCCCAAACCAAUAAGCGUCGGGAGGUUGUUGGCCGUCACUCAGGCGCGGGGGACCGGGGGGCGGCAGCCAUGACGGACGACGCCGCCCCGCAGGAACACUCCCCAGUAACCUCAGCCAAGGUCACGCUCCACCACCACCGUCUGUUACACCACGCCCCCUACCAUAAUAUUUUAUCGGGGCAAUAUGGGGCGGGGGAGAGUGAGGGAGGCGGACUUUGGCACACCCGUGUUGGGGAAGGUGACGGGUCAGUUGUGAGCCUUCCAGACCCGAGCUGGAGGCAGGUGGAGGAGACGGCAGAAACGGUCUCACAGCUUGAAAGAGAAGAUGUAAGACGUGUGCAACAAGUAGACGCUGGGUACCUGCCACCACGACACAAUGACGCCCGGGGAGAGAAUCCGGGAAAUAGUGGUAGAAACUUGCAACCACGAGAAGAAAUCUUUACUGGGCGCCAUAAGGUGGAUGACAAAGAGGCGAGGCGGGCGUACACUGACAGGGAAGAACGUGCCAGAUCACAGAGUAAUGAGUGGGAGGCAAAAGUUCCGCAAGAUUUCAUGGAGUUUCGCUCGGACGAAAUAAUUCUGCUCAGGGGUAAGGAAGACGAGGGCGAUUUAGAGAGAAUGAAGCAACACAAAGAGGAGGAAGAGAAGGAUACAAGGCUACUGAGGGAGGAUCCCGCAGGCGGAUUGGAGUUGUGGCAAAUAAAUGAAGGUGAUCAUGGAGGGCGUGACUACCAGCUCGGCGGCGGAAGUAAAGGAAGGAAAAAGUGGCGACAAAUGAGUGUGUCGGGCGCCGGCAACGACGAGGCGCAAGACGCGGCCAGAGUUACGACUGAGGAUCCGGACGACGACAAGAACCUGGCGAACACAUUAACCAACUCACAGGUAACCGAGCGAGGAGUUUCGGGCGCUAACAAAAAGUCGCGGGAGGAUUUACGCCGAACAGGGGUCAUGGAGGAGGUCAGAGUGGAGGAGGUGACGCCCCUCUCCACCUCCUCUUCCACCGGCAACUUCCUGGUGGAUAUCGCCGGAGGGGAACGUCAAGUCUUACAGUUGGACGCAAAAACGGAGAAAACCUUGGGAGUCACGGAGGAUGAGCUCGCAGCAGGUGACAACGACAAGGUGGUGAACACACUCAUGCUCCACGACACUUCCCCAAAUGCUCCAGUAAACGACAGGAAGAUUAGGAGUGUGGGAGGUGAGGAACGGUCGACCCUCACACCCAGACAUCUUCACCCUCACACAGGUGUUCCUCACAGCUCGUCACCGCCUCCUGCCGCGUCUCCAUCACAGCCUACACCACCGCCAUUCCCGUCCUUGGAGACAUCUUCCUCCAUUACUCCUUCAUUGCAAGUGGAUAAGGAGGAGGAAGGACAAUUUUCCUCCACCAUUGAUGAUCAUUCAGGCAGGGAGGACGAGUGGUCGGGAACGGCUGCACUUCACCAGUCACGCCGCGAGGCAGUAGAAGCCGAGGAGAAUGGAGAAGCCGUGUUAGUGAAGGAAGACAAAGCGGUAUUAACGACGGAGGAGGAAAGAGAACGUGAAGAUAAAGAGCGAACGACUGGUUUUGAGGAGGAGGAGACAGUCAAAGGUGGAGCAGAAAAACGAAGAAAGAAUAAAAAAAAUAAGUAUAAGAAACUUGAGGAAAGAGACAAAGGGCAGCAAAUAGUAAAUAGUGAAGAGGGCGAGAGGACCUUAAGCCACCAGCAGGAGGAAACUGGGUACAAAGAAAAUGGCCUGACCUCUGAAGGCAUUGUGAAAGUUAGAGAGACGGAGGAGAAUGACGGUGUGGAGGGCGAGAAUGACAUUGGUGGUGUGGCCGAGGCGGGGAGACUGCCACACACGACCCGCCACCCCACCCAUCACCGCCAUGACUCGACACACUUGCCAAUCAGAGUCGCACACUCGGGCCUUGUACCGGAUGGAGGAACACCUAUCACACAAUCAGAUCAAUUCCUACCUGACGUUGCCUCGGGGGUACCUUGGGACACCGUGGCCUCAGGUGCGCGUGAGGGGCGGCCAUCGAGUCACACAACGAGAAACACCAAAGUUAGAGGCUUGAGACCCGUUCAUUACGUGCCUGGAGGAGCAAGGAGUCCUCACCGUGCACUCCCGUCGCCGCCAGAGCUCGGUCCCGUGUCUGUGGACGCCUCACUGAAUGUGCUUCCUGGAGGCCCGAACACUCAGCCCCAGGGUACACGAGGCCCCCAUCCACCAUACGCCGCCCCCCUCCAGGCAGCGGCUCAGUUUUUUCACCCCCCCUACGUCUCCCUCACCCACUCUCCCUCUGGGGUCCUCGACUAUACGGAAUUCAAGAAACUUAACGCCGCUAAACCCACCCAUCAUAAAAUUCUCCCACAAGGAACUUCUGAGUCUGGCCGAAGUAUUGGAAACACCCGAGGCAAAGCUGACGUAGACCGUGUUAAACUUACUCCUCCAGGUGAAGAGCUGUCCCGGGGUGGUGGGGGGACACCUUCCACCCACACUACCGCAGAUGGAGUGGGAGGUUCACGCUAUGGUGUACUUGGUGAGCGGGAAGAUGGGCCUCCCCUUCGUCAGAGGAACAGAGGCAGGGUAAGCGGGGCCGGGACAGCACAACAGCAGAACCGUCGGCCGCAGCAGCAGACAGUGGGUGAGACGGAGAGGUCAGGAGCCUCCGGUAGAGGUCAGGGUUACGGAGGCGUUGAGGUCAGGACGCCGCCGCCAGCUAACACCAGACCCCGGCCUCCCCACAUACUGUUGCCUACUGAGGGGCAGUCUUCUCCUGUCAGGGGCGUCGACUACGGGAAGAAGAUCAAGGAAUUCGCGGACACUCACCAAGAUGUCCCUAACUUCGGCUGCCGGUCUGAAAACUGGGAGCUGUGUCGCAGGAAGCCACCCAACGCUUAUAUCACCAAUACCCUCGACAAGACCAUUGGCUCCUCUGGUGAUGAACAAAUUAUGUCGACGAGAUUCGAGGACAACCCAUUUGUGACAGACGAGGCCCAGAUAACUGUGUACCUGUUUGGGCAGCUCCUGACCUCCACAGGCACCCGUGCUCCCAUCGUGGUGCUGUAUACGGACCUGUUAAUUACCGACUCCCAGUAUAUCUUGUACCUAGACACCUUCAACCCCCUCACUAACAACACUGGAUCAGCCUCACAACUCAUAACGUUCUCACCUCCUCCUACAGUCGAAAGCUGUCGAGUGUCACCGCUGCCUGGGAGAAAUGGUUCCUGGUUUAGUGGAACUUGUGAUGAAGUCAAAGGCCAUUACUACCCAGUCCUGCUGGAGUGGAGUUAUCACUUCUUGUGGCGGGAUGUUAAGACUGUUUUUUAUUAUGGAGCAAGAACCUCGUUCGAUUUCACGCUUCCCUCGGGCCUGGAGUCCAACGAUUACAAAGUUUAUGUGUCGGUGAAGGCCAUUGAUGGUAAAGGAGUCUCUAACAAAUAUCCUGAUGUGAUAGAGUUAGUGGUAUACCCAAUAUCAAGGACUGGAGAUGGUAUAUUGUCCAUCUUCCAGGAGAUUUCCACCCUAGAAAAUGAAAGCCCUUCUCUUUUGCUGCAACAAGUGCGGUCUCUGGCGUGGGAACUAAACCUCAUAGUGACUACUGAGGUAACCGAGACCAUCAUCGACAACAUCUUGGCCAUCAUCUUCUACGCCAGCUGUCAGGAAAGCCUCGAGACGGUAACCGACCCGACGUACAAAUUAGGACUCCAAUACUUGAAGACCAGUCAGAACGACAGGAGGGACAUCUUCGUGGAGGUGAACCUACUGAAAUCAUGCGCCAGGGACCACCUAGCAGAGAUAAUAGGUGAACUUCCCAUAAGAGAUGAGAUGGAAGUACUUCAGGUCUUAACGGCACUUCAGAUUAUCGUGGACGCCCAGGAGUACAUCUCCAGCCACACAUACAUUCGGGUCUUUGAAAACAUGCACAUGGCAGCCAAGAGAAUAUGGUUUAGUUCUUCACCGGAACUUAAAGAUGAGGUUGUCCAGGAGUUCUUUAUUCUUUCAUCAGCCAUGUUAGAUAAGCAGAGAGAGAUAUACGACUGGAAUUCAACUUCCGUCCAUCUAAUCAACUCGCUCAUCAAUCUUCUCCAAGAGGUUAUGGAGGCAGACACACGAACCAGGUUUCUCGAAGAAGAGCCGCUGGUGAUGUCAACGGACUAUCUCAAAUUCCACGGUUUCCUGUCCGACGCGGAAAACAUAAAUCGAUGGAACCGGUCAUUGCCGUUUCUCUUUGAGCCGGACAGUAUACCAAGUGGAGUACAUUUGGUCCAAUCUCUCAUUCAUUUACAAACACCGUACAAUGUUACACAGGAUCCAAUCACCUCGGAAGUCAUCAACGUCUGCUUACAACUAUCGAGCGACUUUGUCCGUAGAGUCAAGGUUAAAAUAAAGCGAUCUCAGCUACUCAUGGCGGCUGGGUACGAUUUCCGACGUCCAGGAGUUCUCACGCCGGCGUCCCUGAGCGUGUAUGAGUUUGAGGUGACCGCACAGUACGAUUCCAUGGCCUUCCACAUCUUGCUGCAGUUCACCAAGAUACUGAACUCGGAUUACCCAGUGGCGGCCGUUUUGCUUAUUUGCCAGAGCAUGCAGAGCCUCAAGGAGCCUUUGUUUAAGCAGGAGUUAAUAGCCACAAGUGAACCUUCUCGAGUGACACUCUUCAUCCCCCCUGACACCCUCGCACAUGGCAAGAAGCUCCUCAUCAUAAUGGACAAAAAUAGCUAUGAAAAUAACUGGGCAAGAUUCAACUCCAGCAAGAUAAGUGGGGCAGAUUUCCUCGUUAGUGGCUGGUGGUCGCAGUGCUUGGUGUGGGGCGACAACCAAUGGCACGCCCAGAACUGUACCGUCAUUGCCGAGGAAUCAUCGUGGGAUUACACGACUUGUAGUUGCAGUUCAAUUUACUCUGUUUAUGGGGCUCAGUCAAUUACCAUACUGGAUGAGGAGAGUAAGAUGGACGUCAACGAGCUGAUGCUACACGAGACGUACCUGGCGCUCUAUUUCAUGGUGUUCCUUCUGGUCGUGUACUUUGUGUUUGCGUUGGCGCUCCAGACUUCCGACCGACACCGCCUCAGACGGAGAAAUAUUUGGUUGCGGGAUAAUAAGCCUCAGCACGAGUGGGCGUACUUGUUGACGAUUAAGACCGGGACACAGUGGAAUGCUGGCACCACGGCGAAGGUAUACGCCAUUCUUCACGGGACACACGGCAUGAGUGAGACGAGGGAGCUACAGUCCAAGCAGACAGGCCAGCUGUUUACGCGUGGGGCCCUCUGUACGUUUAUUCUUACAACUCCUGAACCACUCGGUGACAUCCUCAAGGUUCAAGUGUGGCACGACAACAGCGGGGGAAGUGAAUCGGGGUGGUACGUGUGCGAAACGAGUGUGGCCGACCUGGUUCUGGGGGCCAGGUAUGCCUACCCCUGUUAUCGCUGGUUGUCGGUGCAGGCGGAUGAUGCCAAGGUGGAGAGGGAAAUCACUCUGGAAAGUCCAACAACUUUUAUACAGGAUUUUGAGCACUUCCUGCCUCAGUACGCCAGUGAACACAUGUUGUGGACGUCUCUGCUCACUACCUCCAACACUUCCAAGCUGUACCGUCUUCAGAGACUCACCAUAUGCUUGAUUGUGUGUCUGUGUAUGGGAACAGUAUCUCUCAGUUUUGUGCAGAUGGUAAACAACGAACACACUAUGAUGGUCCCAGACAUGCACAUCGAGUCCCUGUUCUACGGUGCCAUGAUUGCCAUGAUUCUCCUCCCAGUCCAGUGGCUCUUGGAGAUGAUCUUCAAAAUGAGCAAUAGGCUGGAAGAAAAAGAAUACAACUCCAAAAGUGUAUUAGACACCUUAAGGGCCACUAGAGAAAUAAUAACAUUCCCACAAACUAUGAGCGACCAGGAGGACAGCUUUGAGGAGGAGGUGUAUAACCCCCAGUCUCAAGUGUGGAGGAAUCUAGCCAGCUGGGCCCAGUCUGUGGAGAUUACAAACACGGACGCAAUUCAUCCGGUGUUGUUGCAAAACCAGGAAGGCAUGCAAGUCACUCAGCGAUCUCGAAGUAAUGCCGAUAAUGACCCCAGAGCUCCACCUGUUGAGAGUGAAUUUAGGAGGAACUCGGUCGACCCACUUGCCACCACGGCACAACUAACGACCGUGCCAAACAUUAUGAACGACAACCGCGAAGCAGCUAGUACCAAGAAAUGCUCCCUGACGAUCUUUCAUUUCCUCUCCGAGCUGCGUAGGUCCUUCAGUUACAUCCUUCACUUCCUGGCUAAGAAUAAGAAAGGAAAAGGCAAGAGAAGAAACACCAUAGAAGAGGAGGACGGUUGGGAUGGUGAUGAUGGUGAUGAUGACGAUGAUGAUGACGAGAAUGAUGAACUGAGAAUGUCGUCCAGUAUGACGUUCAUCUUCUCUCAGUGCGUUGGAUGGAUCGUGUGCUGUUUCUUUGCGGCUAUGUGUUGUAUGACGCUGUUCGUGCAAGGUUCAGGAAUGUCUGUGGACUACGGCUCCCUCUGGGCGCACAUCAUCUACAUAACACUGUGCUGUUCCAUGUUUGUUAUGCAGCCUCUCGUUAUAGUGAUCUACACAUUAUAUAAGGUGUGUAUGUAUCGAUGGUUCGGGAGUCGAGGCUGCAUCAGUUCCUGUGUGACCGUCCCUUUGGAUCAAGUGGUGGCUAUUUGGAACCGCUAUCAGACUGUGCUGCUGAGGCAAAAUUAUUCUGGGAAAAAUACCAACAGUGAGAAAUUGCUGGAGGAACGACAGAGGACACGGGAUCUCAGAUUUGCCCACCCGCCCAGUGAACAGUAUCUGCUGAAGUGCCGGGAGAAAGAACUACGGCGAGAGCACGUGUCCAGCCUCUUGUGUAGCACUGUGGGCCACCUGCUGUUCCUGGCCCUGCUGAUAAUAAUAGCAAGUAAUUCUAACAUCGAGGAGAGUUACAAAUUGAACAGGGCCGUAUACUCCGCUUUAGAGAAUGGGACGUGCUUGGACUCUGCUCGUUAUGAAGACGCAUGCACAAGCAUCGGUUCAAACGGAGAUUCCUGUAACACCGUCGAAAACAAGAAUUACAUGAAGUUCAAACAUAUCCAUACUAAGGAAGAUUGGUGGAAGUGGGCAUACACCGAACUUCUGGCCCUCACCUAUAACACGGACAAAACGUACAGCACGGAUUGUAUAUUCUGUGACACCAACAGCAUCGUGAUCGGGAUGCCCAGGAUUCGGAAAUAUGACAUCUACUCCCAGGAAUGCGAAGCUAGCAAAGUGAAAAUCGGCAACAUGUCCUUUGCGGAUCUCUUGAAGGUGAAAACGUGUUUUCCGGACUACAUAGACGAAGUGCCUCACCUCUUCAGCUUCAGAUUGGACAUGGAUAAGGAAUAUGAAUGGGACGCACACUUCCUAGCAGUCACCUAUGGAUUAUUUGGCCAAUACAGCUAUACCCCACACAAACAGUCGCUGAGCGGUUCGCGGUUCAUCACCAUCUUGUGGUUGAUGAUUCUGCAAGGGAGCGACUGGCUCAAUGAAAACAUGACGCGGGCGGUGGUCACGGACUUCACCCUCUACCAUCCUCAGACGAAAUUGUACACCACCGUUAUGUUGUUGGCGGAAUUUCCCUCACUUUCCGGAGCUAAGACCAAAACAAGCGCGUGGUCGUCCCAUAUUGAGAGGUACAGCAGUGAUUGGUCGAUUGUGUGUAUGGUGGCUGAGAUAGUGUUGCUGGCCAUUGCUAUGUACUACCUGUACCACACCACUAUAUAUGUCUACACCUGUCGCUUCAAGAUUUGGAAGUGUUUUUGGGGAUUGCUGGAUGUACUUAUGACCGUUUUAAGCUGGAGUUACAUGGUGUGCCUGAUGCUGCGCGUACAGAUAGCCGAAGAUGCGAUGUGGCAGCUGAGAGUCGCCUACUUCAAGAAAUUUGUCAACCUUACGGGUCUGGCGACUUGGGAUAAUAUCCUGGAAGCCCUGAUUGGAGGCAUGUUAACAGUCCAUCUGCUGCGUUGUCUCUGCCUGAUGAGAUAUCUGCCUCGUUUACGUCGCCUUGGGCUAAUACUGGCCAGUGCUGCUAAAGAUGUGCUGUGUAUAAGUUUUAUUCUGGGAGUUAUGAUGAUUUGUUGCAUAUGCCUUGGAUACCUGUGGUUCAAUCAAGUGCUGUGGGAAUGUCACUCUUUUGCCGAGACGCUGUUGACACUCUUCAGAAUCACCUGGGCGCAUCUACCUUUCUUAACGAAGGUGGAGAGAGAGUCGUCGGGCUGUGUGUCCUUUCUGGGGUAUCUUUACUACUUGGUGGCCUAUGUUCUGCUGUACCAAGUGGCUCGAGCGCUCUACAUUGCUGCCUUCCUGUAUGCUCGCAAGAAAUAUGUCGAUAAGCCGGGGUUAGAAGUCAAAUGGAAGGACAUAACUUCAUAUAUAAGGGGAAGAUGUCGCUCACUGGUGCAUAAAGUCAGGAGGAAGAAGGAAGAAAUGGUGAAUCAACCCAAGGACAAUACUCCUCCUGAUUUUUACAUGACAGAGUUGGACCUUCAGAUAACUCAAGUGAUGACUAGACUGGACACCAUGGCUGAAACACUGGGUCUGGUAAUUGACCGUGUAGACGACCUCAUUGAAGAGGACCAGUUAGCUGUAUUGAGGACGUGUGAUGGCGUCGAGGUACUUAAAAUGACCAAGGACUCUUCAGAUAAUGAAGCGUGGCAGUUGGAAGAUGAGGUUACGAAUUCUACUUUCAAGAUGGAACUGGAAGCAAUGCUGAAACCAUUGCAGAGUUGUGGACAAGACCCGAUGAAAGAAGCCGGUAGUAAAACAUUAAUUUCCAGUCAAGUUACAUCACUGGAAGCAAGGAAUGACAGUCACAAACACCAGUAUGAGACCAUUUUUGAUACACCAAUGGAAACUUCAUUUAAUCUGGAUGCUUUUACUGACAUUGCAAGUUGUCAGACAGAAAUUGAGGCUUUUACUCGUAACUGGAACUUGAAUUCGGCUUGUUACGGACAGUUGAAAUUUGGAACCAAAGAUGAUGGUGGUACAAUGGCAAAGUUUUUGAAGGAUGUGUCUGCAGCCUCAGACGAAAGUGUUACCUCAUAUGGAAAAUAUGGCAAAACAGUAAGUAAACUUAAAGUUAGCCCAAAGCUUCAUCCUAGUCAUGAGUCUCUUGCCACAAAUCAAUAUCUGUACAAUAACAACAGUAGUACUUCAGAAACUGCUGGUCUCUGUCCAGCACAAUCACGAGUUACUACCCGGCAGUGUACACUGGGGUUGCAAUCGGCAGCCCAAGGAACUCAGCUUGUCCAACAUGAGACUCCCAUGCAAAGUCCUCUUGGCAUUAGCUCGAGGCUUUGUCGUACUCAAACUCAAGGUCGCGGUAAAGGUCACGUUGAUGUGUUAGAUAUUGUAAGUCUUGAAUCUGAUAGUGAAGAUGAAAGUGGAUGUUAAAAGAUACAGGUGAAAAUUUUGAAUACUGUAUUAAAGGUUAAUGUAUGUUCAUUAAGUAACAAGUGAGGUAGGUUUUCUUGUACAUUGUGUAAUGAUUUUGGUAUGUAUCAAAGAAAUCAAAGGAACAAAUUCAGGGAUUGUUUGUUUGAACAAAUCCUGAAUUUGUACAGUUGAACCUUUUCUGGAUUUGCUUUAACCCUUUGGCUGCAGGAGGUAACCCUAAAGUGAAUGAAAUGAGGGAGUUGCAGCCAAAGAGUUAAGAAUGAAAUGAGCAAUUACACAUUUUCAGCAUUUACUUAUAAAAAAACAAAACAAUUGUUCAAUUUAAAUUUUUUUUAACUAAAAUUUAAAGAAAAAUAUUUGUUCAUUGGAAUAUCUUGCGGAUAUGUUAAAUUUCAUUAAUGGCAGAAAAGUUUUUAGUGUUAUUAAUAGAGUAUUUUUAUU